Molecule: messenger RNA, 1299 nt
Organism: Neolamprologus brichardi
Lineage: Eukaryota; Metazoa; Chordata; Actinopteri; Cichliformes; Cichlidae
Source: RefSeq, a predicted model, not a curated record
AGAGGGAGGGUAGGAGGAGAAGCUGGGAGGGGAGUUGAAUUAAUGAAUUAAAAAUGUUGCGAAGCACUGUCCGUCUGAAUAGUUUUGGGUUUAUAUAGAGAGGCAUGCUGGGUGGACCCUGGAGGAGUGGACAGCGCAAGCUUCUUUAACUUGUCCCUGUGGGGACACAGAAGGCUUCACAUGCAAGGAGAAGCAGACUGUGCUCAUCCGAUUACAUAAUGAUCCAGCAACAGUGAGCCGGAACCGGUACUGCCAGUGCCAGCGUGCUGCUGCCGUACACUGACUGACCGCUGGGACUCCUCAUCCAGGCCUCUCCUCUCCUCUGACGGCUUUCAUGUUUUUCUCACUUUGGUCAUGACCUCAGCCACACCGCCUUCCUCUGAAGGCACCUCCCCUCAGAAAGUUUGCCAUUCUCAGACGCAGACUGACAUCACCAAGCCCCUGCUGACCCCCACAGAUGGAACUGGCGGUCAUGCAGGAGUGGGAGGAGCUGCAUCUGGAGGUCCAAGUGCUCUGCGAAGGCGGCGGCGUGUCCUUUCUAAAGAUGGGCGGAGCAAUGUACGCAUUGAGCAUGUAAGUGGAAGAGGGGCGCUGUACCUCCGUGACCUCUGGACGACUUUCCUGGACAUGCAAUGGCGCUACAAGUUGUUCCUCUUCUCGGCUACCUUUGCGGGGACCUGGUUCGUGUUUGGAGUACUUUGGUAUCUGGUGGCCAUGGUGCAUGGAGACCUACUAGAGUUUGACCCCCCCUCCAACCACACGCCGUGUGUAAUGGAAGUGAAGACCCUGACAGGGGCCUUCCUCUUCUCUCUGGAAUCCCAAACCACGAUUGGCUACGGCUUCAGGUGCAUCACAGAGGAGUGUCCUGUAGCAAUUGUCCUUCUCAUCUUCCAGCUGGUCGUCACGAUGGUGAUGGAGAUCUUCAUCACCGGCACUUUCCUCGCAAAGGUUGCUCGUCCCAAAAAGAGAGGAGAGACGGUGAAGUUCAGCCAACACGCUGUCGUGUCGAAUCACGAGGGACGGCCAUGCCUCAUGAUUCGAGUGGCCAACAUGCGUAAAAGCCUGCUGUUAGGUUGCCAGGUGACGGGGAAGUUGCUUCAGACGUCCCUGACAAAGGAGGGGGAGACGGUGCGGCUGGACCAGAGAAAUGUGCCUUUCCAGGUGGACACGUCCAGUGAAAGCCCCUUCCUCAUCAUCCCUCUCACUUUCUACCACAUCAUUGAUGACAACAGCCCCCUCAGAGCCUGGGCAGCAAAAGGUAAAUCCCAGCUCGAGUCAGAAUGAUGUGGAAGGAUGUGA